ACCCAAUCGAGGUCCACAAAAAUAUGGAGUAGCGUACUCUUCUGGCACUCCUAUGCGUUGAACUUCGCCUCGCCAUCUCAUCUGCCCAUCCGUGAUUUUCCAUCGACCGGCCAGGCCUUCCUUCUGUAUAAAGCGUCUCCUAAAUCACCGCAGAGUGUACACCCCCACAUAUCUGAAACCCAGUCAUCUUCCUUUUGCUCUCUGCUUUGCUACCCUGUUCCCCGACCAUGGCGGCGCUGCUGGACGAGUUCGCGUCCAAGCUUGUGGGCAUCCUGGCAGGCAUGGUGAAGGAGGAGGUGGAGAUGCUCCUCGGCGUGCCGGGUGAGGUCACCAAGCUCGAGACCACGCUCCGUGACCUGAGCGACAUCUUGGGUGAUGCGGAGAGGAAGCGCAUCCGUGACAAGGCUACGGAGGGUUGGGUGAGGGAGCUCAAGGACGUCAUGUACGACGCCGAUGACGUCCUUGACCUCUGCCAGCUCAUGGAGGGCGGAGAAGAUCCUCCCGCACCAACAUCUGCUCCGAAAACCACCUCAAGGUGCUGGGACAUGCCCAAGAUGUUCUUUUGCUUCCGCAACCCUGUUGCGGCACAUGAGAUUGGAACGAAGAUCCAAGCGAUCAACCAGCGACUGGAAGACCUGGCAAAGAGGAGCUCCCGUUUCGGAUUCAUCACCCAAGCCAUCCAUUCCUCAGCUGAUUCAAUCAACAAAGCUUCCAAUUCUUUGUCCGACGAGACUGGAUCGGUUUUUAUCCGGUCUGAUGUUGUCGGCGAGAAGGUUGAGGAUGACACGAAGAAAAUUGUUGAUCUACUCAUCAAGAAGGUGGAUGCUCCUAUAGGAUCAAGGGCCAAUAGUGAUGUGGUUGUUGCUGUUGCUAUCACAGGCACAGGUGGGAUAGGCAAAACCACUCUUGCUAAGAUGGUCUUCGGUGAUAGUAGGGUGGAGGACAACUUCGAGGAAAGGAUCUGGUUGAGCGUUAACCGUGAGUUCAAUGAGAUCAAUGUCCUACAAAGUCUUAUAGCUUCUUUUGGUGCAAAACAUGAGGGCUGUGCGGGAAACAAGGACCUACUUCAGCGUGCCAUGAAGGAUACGAUCCGGCAAAAGAAGAAGUUUUUGUUGGUGAUGGAUGAUGUGUGGAGCGAAGAUGUGUGGUAUAAGCUGCUUAGAGAGCCGCUCAAUCAUGGUGCUUCUGGCAGUCGAGUCUUGGUGACCACAAGAAAUGAUGGAGUUGCUCGUGGGAUGAAAGCUCAACAUCUCCAUCGAGUUGACAAGCUAACAACGGAAGAUGCUUGGAUUUUGCUAAAGAACCAGGUAGUUUUGAAUGAGAGUGAUGAAGCUGAUGUCGAUGAAUUGAAGAGUAUCGGGAUGGAAAUUGUUGAAAGAUGUGACUGCUUGCCAUUAGCAGUUAAGGUCCUUGGAGGACUCUUGCGCCGCAAAAGUAGAACAAGAGAUGACUGGACGGAUGUUAGUAGCCAUGGCACUUGGUCGACAACUGGAAUCCAUGAAGAUAUUAAUAAAGCGGUCUAUUUGAGUUAUGAAGACUUGCCUUCACACCUGAAGCAAUGUUUUGUGUAUUGUUCGCUAAUCCCUAAAGGUUACUUGAUUUUGAGUGCAGAAAUAGUCAAGGUUUGGAUUGCAGCAGGUCAUGUACACAACAAGAUGAGCUGUAAGGCACCAGAAGAGUUGGGGGAAGAAUACUACAAAGAAUUGGUUUCAAGAAAUCUUCUAGAACCAGACAAACGUUACUAUAGUACAAUAGCAUGCAGCAUGCACGAUGUUGUCCGUUCCUUCGCUCAGUAUAUAAUUAAAGAUGAAGGGAUACUUAUUAGUGAUGGGCAGGAUGUCAAUAGAACUCUUAGCACUGCAAAGCUUCGGCACCUAUCUAUCUCAAACAAGGCAGUAGGGCAUGACACUUUGCAAACACAAGCCUUGCUUAGAACAUUAAUGUUAUUCGGAAGCAGCACCACUGUUGAGUUGAAGGAUAUGUUGAACAACCUUUCUUGCCUAAGAGUACUACGUCUGAUAGAAGUAGAUCUAGUUGAGCUGCCAGACUCCAUAUGCCACCUCAAACAUUUAAGAUCCUUGUGUCUUUCUGGCACAAGCAUAUCCACAAUUCCUCAAGGCAUAGGAGAUCUAAAAUUUCUACAAUCUAUUGACCUUGAUGGGUGUGCAAAUAUUCAUCAACUUCCUAACAGCAUCCUAAAGCUGCGGAAGCUAAGGUCACUCAACUUGAGCGACACGGCAAUCACUUCAAUUCCUCGUGGCUUGGGAAAACUAGAAGAUUUGUUCCACAUAAGCGGGUUUCCAACACAUUAUUCAGAUGAGAGCACAGGUGGCUGGUGCAGCUUAGAAGAACUCAGACCUCUGUCGAAGCUCCAACGCCUUAAAAUAAGUUGUCUGGAGAAGGCACCUUCCGGUUCUAUGGCUGCUAAAGCAAACCUUAGCAGUAAACAUCACCUGAAAUGGUUAUAUUUGGAAUUUACCAGCAGGCUAGGAGACAACGGGGAGGUCGAAGGCAACAUUAGCGAGGAGGAACACAGGAGAACAGAGGAGGUGCUGGAUAAUUUGUGUCCUCCAACUUGCAUGGAAGAACUUGAUAUCACAGGCUACUUUGCACGUGGGCUACCGCAGUGGAUGAGAACCAUGUCAGCCUUUGGGAGCUUAAGGCGGUUGCAGCUAGAUGACUACGCAUGCUGCACGCAUCUACCUAAUGGAUUGGGGCAGCUCCCCUUUCUUGAUUAUUUUUGGGUCGAUCGUGCUCCGUCUGUCCAGUGCGUUGGGCACGAUUUCCUCUUCCCCUCCUUGGGUGGUCAAGCCGAUGGCAAAGUAACACGGAACAAUAAGAGGCAGCCUCAUCAUACUUCGCGUGGUGCUGGUGUUGCUUUUCCCAAGCUGAUAACAUUGGGUUUUGUAGGCAUGCUGGGAUGGAUAGAGUGGGAGUGGGAGCAGCACGUCCUAGCGAUGCCUGCACUAGAGGAGCUUACAAUCAGAAACUGCAAACUGCAACGCCUUCCUGCAGGGCUUGCACAACAUGCAUGCCGGUUGAGACAGUUGAGCCUGACAGAUGUCCAGCACUUGGUCUCUGUGGAUAACUUCCCUUCACUAGUCAAGCUUCGGUCAUAUGACAACCCAAGGCUGGAGAGGAUCAGCAACAACCCAAGCUUGCAAUUGAUUGACAUUAGCUAUUGCCGAGCACUAAAGGAAUUGGAUCGUUUGCCAUCCCUUCGAAGCCUCCUGUGGUGGGAUUUGCGUGCUGAAGCACUCCCAAAAUACUUGCGAGAGGCAACGCUAAAGAAAUUGCGUGUAGAUUGUAGCCGAAGUUUGCUCAAACUGAUAGCACUACAAGAUGAAUCCUCCGAAUGGGGAAAGAUCCAGCAUGUCCAGCAACUAAAGGCGUAUGGACGCAAGAUAGAAGGAGAAGCGGAGGAAGCCGACCAAUCGCACGAAGAUGAGGAUGCCGAGUGGUACAUCUACUGUACCAAGGAGCCGUAUUCAUUCGACGCAUACCUGGGCAAGUCCACGGGAUGAAGAUGAAGCAGAAGUAGACGAGGUGAACGAAGAACAAAGUCCAGGAAUAGAACAUAGUAAGAAUGCAAGGAACAGAGGAAGCUCUCAGGCUGUUACGACAGGACGAGCAUUCGAAUCAAUCCACCAAAUACUAGGAGAAAGAAACCCAAGAAGGAGAAGAACACAUCGCAAUUGGGUGGUGGCAAUGUGGCAUACUGUCCCUCAAAUUCGAAGGGAGCGCCAGCACGGGCGGCCUUGGACUCGUUGGAGCGAAUACGCGUCGGGGACGAGCGAUGUGCUGAGAGCUGAAGCACUGAACGUGCGCACGCAGGGCAGCAGGGAAGGGAUUUGCACAUUUAGCUCCUAGGAUUUGCACUUUCUUGUUGCCGUAUUUGUAGGCAGGUCUGCACUCCAUCCCUUCUUUUUGGUUGGUCCGUGCUAGCUCGUCAGACUUUCUACAGUGUUUUUGAAUGUUCGAUAACAAAUGAGUGUAGGAAUUUGCAGACGUGCUCUAUGAUGCCGAGAUAACAAUUGCAUCCCCCCCUCAUGGAUCCUCUGGAAAGCUGAAGCUACUCUGCAAGACUGCAACGAUUCAUUUGCACUGCCAAACAAACGAGCAUGACAAAUCGUAGGUCUCCCCUGCUAGCAUGGCAUAGGAGCUGAUGGACCACCUCUGAAGCUACUAUAUACUAUAUUCAUGUCCAUUAUGGUGUGGACAUGGACUGAUGGACCACCUCUGAAGAUAUAUUUCACGUGGAGUUUAUUAAUGAAAGUGUCUUUUUUUUUACUACGUCGAUAUCCUAGAACGUAUUUAAAUUUAUAAUAAAUGUAAUCUGAUAUAUAUGUUUCAGACUUGUUUGGUCCA
Molecule: messenger RNA, 4368 nt
Organism: Setaria italica (foxtail millet)
Lineage: Eukaryota; Viridiplantae; Streptophyta; Magnoliopsida; Poales; Poaceae
Product: putative disease resistance RPP13-like protein 1
Exons: 5
Coding region: 228-3524 (1098 amino acids)
Biological process (GO): defense response to other organism
Molecular function (GO): protein binding; ADP binding
Source: RefSeq, a predicted model, not a curated record